Messenger RNA from Oryza sativa Japonica Group (Japanese rice), 1677 nucleotides. RefSeq lists its product as uncharacterized. Lineage: Eukaryota; Viridiplantae; Streptophyta; Magnoliopsida; Poales; Poaceae. Gene Ontology annotation, molecular function: protein binding. The record is from RefSeq and is a predicted model, not a curated record.
AUUUUUUAAAAAAAUCGAUUAAACUUCGCUCCAUUUAAAAAAGUUAAAACGGUUAUAAUAUGAUACGGAAGUGGAGUACUAGUAGGAGACUUGGACUUGGUCGUCCUCCCCCAUUCCGAUCCAGGUGUGCCGUGCCCGUGCGGUACGCGUGCCAUUCUCCGGCCGCGCCACAUGGCUCCGACCGCCGCCGCCGCCGCCGCCGUCGUCGCCGCGCUGUCCGACGACCUCCUCCGGGAGGUCUUCCUCCUGCUCCCCACCGCCGCCGACCUCGUCCGCGCCUCCCUCGCCUGCAAGCCCUUCCUCCGCGCCGCCCGCAACGCCGGCUUCCUCCGCCGCUUCCGCCGCCGCCACGGCCCGCUCCUCCUCGGCUGCCUCCUCCACCACGCCGACCUGCCCGCCCCGGUGUUCGUCCCCUCCUCCCCCGCCGCCGCCGCCGCCGCUGCUAGGGCUGAUGGCGACUUCUCCCUCUCCUUCCUCCCCCACGGCGGUUGGUUGGGCGGCGGCGGCGGCGCGCCGUGGCGGUUCUUGGACUGCCGGAACGGCCGCGUCCUACUCAAGAAUCGGGGGACGCAGGAGCUCGCCGUCGCCGACCCGUUGGCCUGGAGCUGCGUCUCCCUCCCGCCGCCCCCCGCCGCGCGCGCCGUCGGGUACGGCCUCGUCGCCGACGACGGCGACUCAUCGGUGUUCCGGGUGUUCUGCAUUGCGCAACUCGGCGACGGCGACGGCGGCGUCUCCUCCGAGACGCGCGCCAUGGUCCUCUCACCCGGUGAGCUUUCCUGGGCCGACGUCGCCGUUCACCCCCACCGCCUCAACCUCGCCGCCGCCUCCCGGGCGAUGCAGGCGAACGGGUCGCUGUACUGGACGCUCGAGGGCGGCGCGAGCGUGGUGGCGCUCAACACGGCGACGAACGAGUUCUCCGUCCUCGAGCUCCCGCCUCCACUGAGGCAGCUCAGCUUCGACGUCGUCGAGAAGGGGGAGGAGGAGGACGGCGGCGGCGGCGGCGGGCCGCUCUACCUGCUCACCAUGCGCGGCUUCUGCGUCGAGGUGUGGGCCGGCGCGGGGGACGGCGGCGCCGGCGAGCUGACGUGGACGCGGGUGGAGAAGUCGGUGAGGUUCCACAAGGCGAUGGCGAUGCUGCAGCAUGAUUCGGUGGAGAUGUACCACCAUGGAUUGGAUGUCGUCGGCGUCGUUGCCGGCGUCCUGUUCUUGCGUCACUGGAAUUGCCUGCUCUCCAUUGAUCUGGAAACCAUGAAGCUGAGGAAGUUGUCCGAUGAAGAUUGCUCGUCGGCGUCGAUUUACCCGUAUGCGAUGCCUUGGCCGCCAUCGUUCUUGAAUCCUGCUGAACAUGGUGCUUGAUGAAAUGGAAUGUGGGUGGUGACACUAUGCUGAACCUCCAACUAAUGGUGAUCAAUUAUGUAAUUAUGUUGGUGCUACCAAAGGUUAUGAUGGAAAAGUAUGAAAUUCAGUUAUCCAUAUGAAGAAUCGGAGGGAUGAUAGGAACAAUAUGUUGCUAGUUUUUUUUUCCUUACAUGUUUGAACCUCCUAUGUUCUACAGUAUUUGAUGUCUAAGUUAGUAAAACCUUAUGCAAAACUAUAGGUUGGUACUGUUCAGAAGGAGAUUCAUACUGCUCUGAUAAUUAUACUUGUGGCAAAAUAUAUGGAUUGUUUCAUGAGGCU